ACUAAAAUCAUUUUCUCUUUCCUUUUUUUUUUUUUGAGAAAAUCUAUGCUUCCGCUCCGCAUUCCUUAUAUCUUCUGGUAUUUUUUCCCCCGUCCAGCGCGUUCGGUUCUCUGACUUCUCUCCGGUUCUUCGUUCAUUCGUCGCUGUGACCUAUCUUUAUCCCUCUGUAUCCGUUGCGCUCGCUUUGCUGGUAAAAUUGCAAGUUUCUUAGCUCGACUCGUCAAAUGGCAGCAACAUCAGGGAAGAUUGUUCAAAAUGUUUUUGUGUCACAAUGCUGCCAACAGAAUAGGCAGUUGGUCACCCAUUACCGCUAUGACUGUUUUGCCCCUAACAUGCGCGACUCACUUCCCUAUCAACGGGGGAAGUUGGCAUGGACUGGCAUAUCACCCAUGCAGUUGCGCUCCUUGGCAAAAUACCAGAGUGGCUCACGGAAUCGAGGAAGUAUUUGUUGCAAUGUUAUUUCAUCUGCUAGUGCAGCACCAUCUCUUGAAAAUAUUGAUUUUAGCAAGCUUCAAAAUGGAAGUGAUAUUCGAGGUGUUGCUGUUGCUGGUGUUGAGGGCGAACCUGUUAAUCUCACUGAGUCUGUCACUGAAGCAAUAGCUGCUGCAUUUGCUGCAUGGUUAUUGGACAGAAAAGCAGCAGAUGGCUCUAGAGGGCUGAGAGUUUCUGUUGGCCAUGACUCGCGGAUAUCUGCACAAAAGCUACAGGAUGCAGUUUCUCGAGGAAUUGCUAGUGCAGGUUUGGAUGUUGUUCAAUAUGGGUUAGCAUCUACACCAGCAAUGUUUAACAGCACACUUACAGAAGAUGAGAAGUUUCUGUGCCCAGUUGAUGGGUCCAUAAUGAUAACAGCCAGCCAUCUUCCUUACAACAGAAACGGUUUUAAAUUUUUCACUAAUGCUGGGGGGCUGGGGAAGGCUGACAUUAGAGAUAUCUUGGAGCGUGCUGCAAAUAUAUAUGCCACUUUUUCAUCUGAAAAUUUGAAAACCUCAGAAAGAGCAACUUCUGCAUCAAUAAAGAGGGUGGACUACAUGUCUGUUUAUACAUCUGAUCUUGUAAAAGCAGUGCGCAGAGCUGCAGGGAAUAUAGAAAAGCCAUUGGAGGGGUUCCAUAUAGUUGUUGAUGCAGGGAAUGGAGCUGGAGGUUUUUUUGCAGGGAAGGUGCUUGAACCUCUAGGGGCUAUCACUUCUGGCAGUCAGUUCUUGGAGCCAGAUGGUCUCUUUCCAAAUCAUAUACCUAACCCAGAAGAUAAAGCAGCGAUGAAAGCUAUUACUCGGGCAGUUCUUGAUAACAACGCAGACUUGGGAAUAAUCUUUGAUACAGAUGUUGACAGAUCUGCAGCUGUGGAUUCUAUGGGCCAUGAGUUCAAUCGCAACCGUUUGAUUGCUUUAAUGUCUGCAAUUGUUCUUGAGGAACAUCCAGGAACAACUAUUGUCACAGACAGUGUGACUUCAGAUGGGUUAACCUCAUUCAUUGAGAAGAAACUUGGAGGGAAGCACCACCGCUUCAAAAGAGGGUACAAAAAUGUCAUUGAUGAAGCAAUCCGCUUAAACUCGGUUGGUGAGGAAUCACACCUAGCAAUUGAAACCAGUGGCCAUGGAGCUCUCAAGGAGAAUCACUGGCUUGAUGAUGGUGCAUUUCUUAUGGUAAAACUAUUAAAUAAACUUGCUUCGGCCAGAGCUCUUGGAACAAGUGGUGGCAGCAAAGUUCUGACUGAUCUGGUGGAGGGUCUGGAGGAGCCAGCUGUUGCAGUUGAACUGCGGUUGAAGAUUGAUCAGAAUCAUGUGGAUAUGAAAGGAGGAUCUUUCCGGGAUUAUGGAGAGGCAGUGCUUAAGCAUUUAGAGAACAUGACAAACUCAGACCCAAAGCUUCAGAAAGCCCCUGUUAACUAUGAAGGCGUUCGAGUCUCUGGCUAUGGUGGGUGGUUCCUUCUAAGACUUUCUCUCCACGAUCCUGUUCUGCCUCUCAACAUCGAGGCACCAAGCAAUGAGGAUGCUGUGAAGCUUGGGCUUUCUGUGCUUGCCGCUGUUAAAGAGUUCCCCGCUUUGGACAUGUCUGCAUUAUGCAAAUUUGUCCAUGCAUCGUAAAGUUGAGAGCUUUACAAGAAGCUAGCCUAUCAGCUCUUGGCUUGUAACCUGAUCUGGUAAUAGCUGUCCUUUUUUGGAUGGUUACUUGUCAGGUCCUUGCCAAUGUCAGGUUGCUUCAGGGAUUGAGGGAAGUCUUUAGGACUCUAGUUUGGAUGACCACAUUGAAAUGUUUUUUUUGAAUCCUGAGGUUUUUUUCAUGUUAGCCUGCUGUGUAUGAUAAAGAAAAAUAGUAAUAAAAAUCAUAUUUGUAGUGCAAAUAUUUGAGGUGGACUGAGGGUGGGGUGUGGGGAAAGACAUUGUUUAUGUGCGUGAUGGGGGGACUGAACGGUACAAAAUGGGUUACUUUUCUCAACACCCUAAGAAGUAUAACGGAGUGUAUCAACAGGGAUCGAUGCCAUCUAUUAGACCACAUGGUUCAUGUUGAAUCAGUCUUUCUAGGUUCAGAAAUGGCAUUUUUUUUUUGUA
Messenger RNA from Nelumbo nucifera (sacred lotus), 2549 nucleotides. RefSeq names its product phosphoglucosamine mutase family protein. Gene Ontology annotation, biological process: carbohydrate metabolic process. Gene Ontology annotation, cellular component: chloroplast stroma. Gene Ontology annotation, molecular function: phosphomannomutase activity. The record is from RefSeq and is a predicted model, not a curated record. NCBI's taxonomy places the organism in Eukaryota, Viridiplantae, Streptophyta, Magnoliopsida, Proteales, Nelumbonaceae.